Molecule: messenger RNA, 1629 nt
Organism: Caenorhabditis remanei
Lineage: Eukaryota; Metazoa; Nematoda; Chromadorea; Rhabditida; Rhabditidae
Exons: 5
Coding region: 1-1629 (542 amino acids)
Source: RefSeq, a predicted model, not a curated record
AUGCGACAACCAAAACGGGCAAGAAAACAGAAAGAAAAAGAAAUCUCAGAUGACGAAACUCCAAAAAAGAAGCCCGUUUCAUCUCGAGAUCCAAUAAUACUCGAAAAUUGUGUUCAAGUGACACCAGAAGGAUAUCCAUAUGCGACAGUUGAUGAGUCUGAUAUCGAAAAGUUUCAUUCAAAAGAACAAAUAAUCGAUAUGCUUACGAAUUCGCAGCAAAUUUGUAAUAUUCGAAAAUCCGGAUGGUUUCUCGAGACUCCGCCCCCUCUACCACCUCUAACCUCGGAAAAAGGUUGCUUCGCCUUCUAUCUCAACGGAAAAUCUGCAAUAUGCGCCAAAGAUUUGACGACAGAUGAGCUGAAACCGUGGAGUGGAACCAGGGAUCCACUGAAUCCGAAAGCAAUGAUUAUCAAGCCAAAUGUCAGAAGACAUCCUAUUGCAUUUUUGGAUGGAAAUUUCAAGAUUGUGUCGAAGGAGGCGGAGAUUGCAGAGUAUCAUUUGACAGAGUACACAGCGAGAUUACCGAGAGAUCAGAGAUUAAAGAAGAAGGUAUUCUACAUGACACGUGACAACAAAACGUUCGGCAAUGUGCUCAUCAUCUACAACUACACGGAUUCUGGCGUUCCGCCCACUGUGAUUGUGAAAGAACCGAAAGUGAGAAUUCGAAAGCCCCGAAUGUCGAAUAAAAAGCGACGUGCUGCUCGAAUUGGUCUGAUAAUGGAUGAAGAUGACGUGGACUUUCGGAAACGUCCUCACAACGAGUGUCACGAGAACGUCAUGAAGGUCACGUAUAAACGUUCAAGAGAGGUUCCAGCUGAGAGAUGGAGAAGUGAUCCACUAGAAGAAUUGCAUAAAAUGGACACUUUUGGGACUGGUUUUGAUGCGGAAUUCAUGGAAAGUGAAGCGGAAAAAAAGAAGAAUAACGAGGGAUUCUAUGAGAAACCACGAGUGUUAUCCACUGGACACGUGUUUCUGACAGUUAGACAUAUGAAGACUGUCACCAAUCUGGAUCAAGUACUGCAUUUUAUAGCAAAUUCUAAUAUUGUUGACGAACUCGAUGUGAUGAACCAUAGUAAGCCAUUGUAUCCACCGCUUGUCACAAAUGCAGGUGGCUAUGCAUUUUUUGUGAAUGGCGCCUCGAUACUCUCGAGAAGUGUCAAUCAUGAUAGCUUCUCGCCGUGGUCUUCAAAUGGAAAAGGGGAGAAUCCAACGAAAUAUCGAUCGAAAACGAGAAAGAUUGGGGCUCGAAUGGUGGAUGGGCAGUUUCGAUUGGAUUUGAAAAAGGAUUACAAGGAGUGUCUGUAUCAUUUGGUAUCGCUUUAUACGAUUAAUCCGAGGGAAACGAGAUUAAGAAAGAAGAUUUUCUAUAUGGUGGAGACCGAAUCAACCAUGGUUAUCAGUUGUGCCAUGAUACUUUAUGAAUACGCGACGAACGGUGAGAUUCCAGGAUUUGGUCCCGCUGGAGCAUGUUACUAUAAUAAGAUUGAAGAAGAACCACCAAGACCACAAUCGCUGCCACCGGGAGAUGAAGACGAAUGGUAUGAAGAGGAUGAUUCCGACGAUGAUGAUUAUUACGAGGAAUUAAUGGAGGGAGAUGUUGAUGAAUGGGAUCGGUGGCCAAUGUAUUAA